UGUCCGCUUGACAGGCAGCGGCGCGGUGCGUACGCCGCGCGCGGCCGACUCUAUACAAGCUGCGCCUGCGCGCCGGCCACACGCCCCAAGCUCUGUGUCGUGCACGCCCGUGACCAAGUGUUUUGUGACGUUUGCUAGCAUGUUUUCUUGCGUGUUUGUGUGACUCAUGUGCUGACACCAUGUGGACCCUGAUACUCUUGCUCGUGCUCCCUCUCGCCUGCACGGCUGACUUACAGGAGAGAGGUAAUACUCUUAUUCAACAUACUGAUGCAUCUAGCAACACUCUACUCCGUGCACACAAUGGUGAAGUAUGCAUCGGGACGAACGGUCGGAUGUCGGUUCCAUCGAACCGGGACACUCACUACCGGAAUCUUCGCGACCGCUUCACAAACUGUACCUACGUCGACGGCAACCUCGAACUGACAUGGCUUCAGAACGACACGAUGGACUUGUCCUUUCUCAAGUACAUACGAGAGGUCACCGGCUACGUACUCAUCUCUCACGUGAACGUCCGCCAGAUCGUUUUGCCUCAUCUGCAAAUCAUCCGCGGACGCACGCUCUUCAAGAUCAACGCGAGAGACGAAGAGUUUGCCCUCAUGGUCACCAUGUCUUCGGCCUUUACCCUCGAGUUGCCAGCUUUGCGAGAUGUUCUUCGUGGCAGUGUUGGCAUUUACAACAACUACAACCUAUGCCAUGUGAAGACUAUCAAUUGGGAAGAAAUAAUUACUGGUCCAAAUGCAACUUAUGUGUACGUCUAUAAUUUUUCGGCACCUGAACGUGACUGUCCUCGAUGUCAUCCUAGUUGUGAAGCAGGUUGCUGGGGUGAAGGGCCAGAAAACUGCCAAAAAUUUUCUAAGACAAAUUGCAGCCCGCAAUGUGCUCAAGGGCGCUGUUUCGGGCCAAACCCUCGAGAUUGCUGCAACACAUUUUGUGCUGGUGGUUGCACAGGACCGCUCCCCAGUCAAUGUCUUGCCUGUCGAAACUUUUAUGACGAAGGCACUUGUUCACAAGAAUGUCCGCCAAUGCAAAUAUAUAACCCUACAACAUAUUCCUGGGAGCCAAAUCCGAAUGGUAAAUAUGCAUAUGGUGCGACAUGUGUUCGGAAUUGUCCAGAGCAUUUAUUAAAAGAUAGCGGAGCUUGCGUAAGAAGUUGUCCUCCCAAUAAAACAGCUGUAAAUGGGGAAUGUAUACCAUGCAACGUUACUUGUCCGAAAACUUGCCGUGCUGAGAAGCCAAUCCAUUCAGGAAACAUUGAAAGUCUCAGAGACUGUACAAUAAUAGAUGGUUCUAUAGAAAUAUUGGAAAUGACAUUUACUGGGUUCCAACAAGUUAAUCCUGAUUACUCUUUCGGAGAGAGAUAUGGGAAAAUGAGUCCCGAAGCUCUGGAAGUGUUCAGUACAGUUCGCGAAGUGACGGGCUAUCUGAAUGUACAGGCGCACCAUCCGAACUUUACGAGCCUUUCUUACUUCCGCAAUCUGGAAGUGAUAGGGGGACGUCAAGUAGUGGAGAAUCUCUUUGCUUCCCUUUAUAUAGUGAAGACAUCGCUGAAAUCACUAGGCUUGAAAUCAUUAAAGAGAGUGAACUCUGGCGCUAUUGCGAUUAUGGAAAACAGAAAUCUUUGCUUUGCCGAAAAGAUUGCCUGGAACAAACUAGUCAAGUCAAAGGAUCACAAGCAAAUAAUACAGAAGAACGGUGACCUGAGGACUUGUGAAAAAGCGAAUUUGGUGUGCGAUCCUGAAUGCUCUGCCGAUGGAUGCUGGGGCCCUGGACCAGAUCAAUGCCUUUCCUGCCAUAACUAUAAAUUUGGCGAAACAUGUAUCCAGAAUUGCAGUGUACAUCCAGGGUUAUACAAAGCUGGGCCAAAGAUCUGCAAGCAGUGCCAUGCAGAGUGCUUAGACGGGUGCUCCGGACCGAGUCGUGCUAACUGCUCCCGAUGUAAACACGUCCGUGACGGACCCUACUGUGUCGCCAAGUGCCCAGACUCGAGAUACGCUUCUGAAAAUGGCACAUGCCUUCCUUGCCACUACAAUUGCUAUAACGGCUGCACCGGGCCUGCUAAUACAGUUGGAGAAGGAGGAUGUAACUCAUGCAAGAAAGCUAUAAUUAGCGUCGAAGCAACUGUGGAAAGUUGUCUCAAAGAAAAUGAACCUUGUCCAGAUGGAUACUACAACGAAUGGGUUGGCAAUGUUAAACCAUUAGAAGGAAAAGUAAAAGUUGUUUGCAGAAAAUGUCAUCCAUUGUGUAUCAAAUGCACUGGUUUCGGUAUUCAUGAGCAGGUUUGUCAAGUCUGCAAUGGUUUCAAAAGAGGAGAUCAAUGUGAAGAUGAAUGUCCAGCGGACCAUUAUACGGACGAAGCUAGCAGAGUUUGUACACCCUGCCAUAGUGAAUGUCGUGGCUGUACAGGUCCCUCUUCAACAGACUGUAUUAAAUGCCUUAAUCUAAAAAUAUACUUAAGCGAGACUAAUUCUAUAGACAAUAAACCUAUUUUUAACUGCACAAAAACUUGCCCUGAGAGUAGUCCUAAUAAAAUUUAUUUCGACGAACAAUUACAAAAUCAAAUCGACGAGCCUUUUUGUUCAGAACUCGCCAGUGGCAUACCCGCUAUGGCUACAGCCAGGACACCAACGUUUUUGGUAAUCAUAUUGGUACUAGCAUUUGUCAUGUUAGUAAUUCUUGGAGUAAUUGGCUAUACGUUUAGACAAAAAGCAAAAGCAAAGAAAGAAGCUGUAAAAAUGACCAUGGUGCUAACAGGCUGCGAAGACAACGAACCUCUACGUCCAACUAACGUCAAGCCAAACUUAGCCAAGUUACGAAUAGUAAAAGAAGGUGAAUUACGAAGAGGAGGCAUGUUAGGUUUUGGUGCUUUUGGAAAAGUGUACAAGGGUGUUUGGGUCCCUGAAGGCGAAAACUUGAAAAUUCCAGUUGCUAUUAAAGUUUUGAAAGAGGGUACGGGUACAAAUACAAGUAAAGAGUUCCUAGAAGAAGCUUAUAUAAUGGCCAGUGUAGAACACCCCAACUUACUUCAGCUGUUAGCUGUUUGUAUGACAAAUCAAAUGAUGCUAAUCACACAACUAAUGCCCCUUGGGUGCUUGCUUGAUUACGUCAGGACACACAAAGAGAAAAUAGGUUCGAAAGCAUUUUUGAACUGGUGUACUCAAAUAGCUCGCGGCAUGGCGUACUUAGAAGAGAAGAGAUUGGUACAUAGAGAUUUAGCAGCCAGAAAUGUGUUAGUACAAACCCCAAACAGCGUUAAAAUAACAGAUUUUGGUUUAGCUAAACUAUUAGACAUAAAUGAAGACGAGUACAAAGCUGCUGGGGGUAAAAUGCCGAUCAAAUGGUUGGCGCUGGAGUGUAUUCAGCAUAGAAUAUUUACGCACAAGAGUGAUGUAUGGGCAUUCGGUGUUACUAUUUGGGAAAUUUUAAGUUAUGGUGCACGGCCGUAUGAAAAUAUAUCUGCUAGAAAUGUGCCAGAAUUAAUAGAGAACGGACACAAAUUGCCGCAACCGACCAUCUGUACAUUAGACAUCUACUGUAUAAUGGUACGGUGUUGGAUGCUGGAUGCUGACAGCAGACCUACUUUCAAAGAAUUGGCAGAAAAGUUCGCCGAAAUGGCAAGAGACCCUGGCAGAUAUCUCGUCAUUCCUGGAGACAAAUUCAUGCGUCUACCAUCCUACUCCACUCAGGAUGAAAAGGAGUUAAUAAGGAAUAUUUCGUCGGCACUGGAAGGUCCUGAAUCAUUGGUUGAAGCUGACGAGUACUUGCAACCGAAAUUUAAAGCAGUACCAGGAACAGCUACCUCUAAUUCCGCCAUCAGUGCCGGUGUUGAAACGCAGACUAGCUCAUUAAAGCCGUGCACGUCAUCUUCCUGGGCCAACAACGUCACCAACACAGAAUGUGCAACACCUGAUGGCUCCAACCGACCUGAGAACUGGGACCAUGAGCUUCUGAGAUACAAUCAGCAGGUCAAUCCAGAGGGCACAGAAAUGCGUCAUUAUUACAAUAACGGUGUAUGUGCCUCUGAUACUUCCAGCUCGCGGUACUGCAGCGAUCCUAUGAAACUCAAACCUGAAGGUUCAAUCGAAGGAAACUUUGACAGCAUGGCCAAAACAAAAGAAGCUCAAGUGGUGUACCUGAAGUUGAAUCUGCCGUUAGAUGAGGAUGACUACCUUAUGCCUUCGCCGCAACAUAACCAAAAUGCUUCGGCAUACAUGGACUUGAUAGGGGAAGGGGGAGUGGUUCAAGACGUGAAAGACUUACGUUACAGUGGUUUCGUAGGGUCGAAGCGAUGUGUAGACAAUCCGGAGUACCUGAUGUCCGAAGAGAACGUGCCUCCACAGACACUGGGCAUUCCGACGGAGCCGGUGCCGCCGGAGUCGCUCUGCGUGAGCGAGGGCAGCGGCGGCGACUCCACGCCGCGGCCCGGCACCAGCAAGUUCCUGGCGCAGCGCUCCGUGGAGGAGGAGUCCAUGUCCGACCACGAGUACUACAACGACCUGCAGCGCGAGUUGCAGCCGCUGCGCCGGAACGAGACCACCGUGUGAGGUGUGAGCCCUGGCUUUGUGAUACACUACAACGUAUAGACUGAUCUCUUGCGAGUACUGACUUUUUUACUUAAAAGUGCGCGUACGCCUCUCGUGCCAUUGGUGUGGCUAGUAAUAGUUUGUUGAAAAACUUCAACUAAGAUUUUAUUUUAGUUACAAACAAAUCAAUUUGUUAAUUUUUUCUACUUAAAAUUUUGUAAAGGACUUGUUACGGAAUAAUGAAAUGUAAAAAUAUAAUUACGAUUUUAUAUGGUGCUCUAACGCACUUAACAAAAUACAUAUAUAAGUUAUUUAUUAAUUUAGUGUAAGGAAGGCUAUGUCUACAUUUCUCGAAUGCUGUAGCAAUAAGUAGCUAAGCGAGCGUUAUUUUAAUUAUAAACUGUGAUAAUUAGAUUAAUUGCAAUACAAUGAGACCAGUGAAGUCAAUUAUUAAGGUGGGUUGUGACCUUAUUUGGAUUAUUUGGAAAAUCUUAGUAGUUUUCACUUACCGAUACAACAUUUCUGAUUUCCAUCUAUCUAAAAUUUAGAUCUUUUUAAUUUCUCGCACAAGAUUCACACAAACUAUUUCUACCGUGCACGUUAAACAACUUUUAUUUAGCUGAAUAUUUUUAUUACGUUCUUCUCAUGACUUUAGUUUAUGGAAUAUAAUUUCCUUUUUUUUUACGAUAACGCGAGCAUUUGAAGCGAUUUUUUUUUAAAUAGAAUAUUUUAUUAGACCACGUUCUUCCAAGAUGAGUGAGAUCUUGCCAAUAUAGGGAGCAAUACUAAAGGGUUAUUUUAUUAACUUGCUUAAACUACUUGCCUGGCCUUAUAUACUGAGGACCUGCCCGCAGCUACGUAAACAUAUUGUAAAUAUACUUGUUAAAUAAAAGAAACUAUAUACCUAUCUAUUGUACAUUAUUAAAAAGCAAAACAUUAAAAGACAUUAAUUUUAAGUUUGAGCACUGUCUUAUGCACAAAUGAAGCUCAAAAUUCCCAAUAAAAUGCAAAUUAUAUCUUGUUAAUAGUAUGGUUAAGUGUUUUUUUUUAUAUUUAGACCAAACUCUUGUUUGCCAUGUAAUAAAUAUGUACAUAAUUUAAUAGGUCCUGUAAAUAAAAUAUCUAGGUGAUAAUAUUAUCUCAAAGAAAGCUUAUGUAGUAGUAAAUAUUCGUACUCAUAUGUGAAUAACAUUUGUAAUGUUUAUAGACACAUAUGAAAUUCUGAAUUAUAUAUAUGUUAUAGUACUUACAUGUGCCAUUAUUGAAAUACGACAGUAAAAUAAAUAUAUGAAGUUUAUAGUUUAAUAUGUUUCUACAGCCAUUGUUUCUUUAUUUCUAAUUUAUAUUGUUUAUCUAUCAUAUAACUUGGUAUAGUGACCUUUCUAUUUCACUUGACUUUUAAAUGAACAAAUGGUUUGUACAAACAUAUACUACGUCCAUCCUAUGUAUAAUUAAUGAAAUACAAUAAUUUUUACAUGGCUAACAUUUAUUGUUUUGUGUAGAUAGUCGUUUUGGAGCGAUGUCAGGAAGUUUAAAGUAGGUACUUGUACCUUGAUAAACGAAACAUAAAUAAAUAA
Molecule: messenger RNA, 6097 nt
Organism: Pectinophora gossypiella (pink bollworm)
Lineage: Eukaryota; Metazoa; Arthropoda; Insecta; Lepidoptera; Gelechiidae
Gene: Egfr
Product: epidermal growth factor receptor
Exons: 6
Coding region: 180-4541 (1453 amino acids)
Biological process (GO): positive regulation of kinase activity; cell surface receptor protein tyrosine kinase signaling pathway; protein phosphorylation
Cellular component (GO): signaling receptor complex; basal plasma membrane
Molecular function (GO): ATP binding; transmembrane receptor protein tyrosine kinase activity
Source: RefSeq, a predicted model, not a curated record